Messenger RNA from Phytophthora nicotianae INRA-310, 210 nucleotides. RefSeq lists its product as hypothetical. NCBI's taxonomy places the organism in Eukaryota, Oomycota, Peronosporomycetes, Peronosporales, Peronosporaceae. The coding region runs from base 1 to 210 and encodes 69 amino acids. The record is from RefSeq and is a predicted model, not a curated record. The transcript is spliced from 4 exons.
AUGGUGCUGAAAUUGGCUUGCGCUGAGUGUUGGUGUCCAGCUCGGAGUAAAUGUGCACGGCAUCCUCAAGUCGUCUACAAUAAUGUAUUCAAUAAAGCCACGUAUCAGGUGAAGCGAAGCAGCAGUGUUGGGUGUAUCGUAGUGUCGAUCUAUCCCACACAGAGCAAAAGAGCUUUCGCCAACGACGUAAUCCCCAGAUACUGCAUUUAA